AUGAGAGCCUACUGGUACGACAACGCGCCCGGCGACCAGCGCGAUGCGCACGACGCCGGUAGGGACCUGGACGCCGCGGAGCUGGAGAAGCUCGGCGUCUUGUAUUACCGAUGCCCGGAGCUGGACGGAGUGAACCAGCUGGCCGAGCAGCGCGGAUACAAGAACCGCGAUGUGAUCACCGUCAGCCCCGAGAAGAUGGGCGACGUCUAUGAGGAGAAGGUCAAGAGUUUCUUCCAUGAGCACUUGCACGAGGAUGAGGAAAUCCGGUAUAUUCGGGAUGGUCAGGGGUAUUUUGAUGUGCGGAGCAAGGAUGAUGAGUGGGUGCGGAUUCAGCUAGAGAAGGACGACUUGAUUAUCCUGCCUGCGGGUAUCUAUCACAGAUUUACGACGGAUGCCAGCAAUGUUUUCGGCGGCACUGGCCACAUGGGUCGGUCCCUAGUGAAAUGCGCCCUCUCGCGCGGUGACCUCGUAGUGGCCGUAGGCCGCACCUUUGAGACAAGCGCCGAGGACAUGGCGGCGCAGCACUUGGGUACCAACAGCCUGGGCCUGCUGUGCGAUGUGCGGGCGCGCGACUCGGUGGGACGCGUUAUCGAGCGCGCGCUUGAAAAUUUCGGCCGCAUCGACAUCGUCGCCAACUGUAGCGGCUACGGCGUCAUCGGCGCCUGCGAGGACCAGGACGAGCACGAGAUCCGCAAUCAGUUCGAAACCAACUUCAUGGGCACCCUGCAUAUCAUCCAGGCUUCGCUGCCUUAUUUCCGCUCACAGAAUGGCGGGAGGUAUCUCAUUUUUAGCAGCACAAGUGGGGCGCUGGGAGUCCCUGGGUUGGGGCCGUAUUGUGCGACUAAGUACGCGGUUGAGGGGUUGGUCGAGGCCAUGCUUUAUGAGGUCGAUGCGUUCAAUAUCAAGGCGUCGCUUGUCGAGCCUGGUUUGGUUAGGAGGGACGAGUCUGAGUCGCAGACGAACCCGCUGCCGACGUGGGGGCACUUCCUCAUCAAGCCGGCCAGUGAGGCAUAUGCGCAGGCUACUAGUCCGGCGCUGCAUGCGAAGAGGAUGGUGCAGUGGUUGGGAGAUAAGCAGCCGACGAGCGCGAUCAAGUGCGCUGAGCUGGUGUGGCAGCUGGGCCAUUGCUCGUUCCCGCCGUUGAGGCUAGUGUUGGGGAGUUAUGCUAUUGAGAGUAUACGGGAUCGGCUACGUUCAGUCACCGAAGAACUCGAGGACUGGAAACAUCUUCAUCACCCCGUUGCCCCUGACGAGGCUCAGGGUUCGACUGAAAAGGGUGAGAGGGAUGAAGAUACGGGGGAUUCAAAUACAGAGGCUCAGGAUCAGGCAAUGACUUGA
Pseudomassariella vexata is the source of this 1338-nucleotide messenger RNA. RefSeq names its product putative 3-oxoacyl-reductase. The transcript has 4 exons. Lineage: Eukaryota; Fungi; Ascomycota; Sordariomycetes; Amphisphaeriales; Pseudomassariaceae. Gene Ontology annotation, molecular function: acireductone dioxygenase [iron(II)-requiring] activity. Bases 1 to 1338 code for a protein of 445 amino acids. The record is from RefSeq and is a predicted model, not a curated record.